UUAUUGUUUGAUUCUAGAAUAUUGUCCGUACAAUUUUUGGCAAAUCUCGAACAAUGUCUGAAAGGGAUGCGAUGCCUAAGAAUGCUUUCUCUAUGUGAGAAUCAUAUUAUGACAUGCUCUGGUUUGGUUCCUAUUACGAUAAGCCUCGAUUUGAUUGGCAAUUUGAAGCUUUUAAGGUAUUUAAACUUAUCUAAUACUGAUAUUAAAGAAUUACCCGAUACGAUUUGCACUCUAUACAAUUUGCAGACUCUCCUGUUAGAAUAUUGCACACAUCUUUAUCGGUUGUCUAGUUCAAUCGGCAAUUUGAAGCACCUAAGAUACUUGAAGUUGUCAGCGUGCCGUAACAUCAAAGAGAUACCUGAUGGAUUGUGUAAUUUGCACAAUCUGCAUUAUCUGGGAUUGAGGAAUUGCAAUUCUCUUUCUCGUUUACCAACCAAUAUGUCAAGAAUGAUCAACCUGCGUUAUCUGUACUUUUUCAAUACUGGGGUGAGAGAGAUGCCACCACAAAUGUGCAAAUUGAAACAUUUGCAACAUUUAUCACCUGCCUUUCUUGUAGACAAAAAUGGUGGGUGUAAUAUUAGAGAGUUGGGUAAUCUUCAAGAUCUGCGUGGUUUUUUUGGGAUAAAAAAUCUUGAAAGUAUAGUGAAUGUUGGAGAUGUUAGGGAGGCCAAAUUGAAAGAUAAAAGGCGUAUUACAGUGGUGGAAUUAGAGUGGUGUGGUGAAACGGAUGAUUCAGAGAAAGCACGAGAGGUACUUGAGGCGCUUCAACCUAACACAAAUGUCCAAAACCUAAGAAUUUUGAAUUACAAGGGUACAAGCUUUCCGAGUUGGAUAGGGCAUCAUUCAUUCAGUCAAAUAGUAUAUCUGUCUCUAUCUGGAUGUAGUAAUUGUUAUUUGCUGCCGCCACUUGGACAGCUACCUUCCCUGAAAGAUCUUGAACUUCGGGGAUUUGAAAUGGUGGAGAGAAUAGGUGAUGAAUUUUAUUAUUCCUGCAGCAGCGGUAGUAUUGGUUCUUCUUCCAUGACUAAUGCACCAGUACUAGUACCAUUCAAGUCCUUGGAAUCUUUACGCCUCAAGGAUUUCAGUGAAUUAAGAGAAUGGAAGGAGUGGUCAUUAAUGAUGGGAGGUGAUGUUGGAGGAGGAGAAGGUACUAGAGCUUUCCCAUUACUCAAAACGCUUAAAUUAUCAGGUUGUCCGAAGAUAAAUGAGGACAGAUUACCUUCUAAUUUUCCAUCCUCCACAACUCUUCUAAUCAGGGAGGGAUGCCAACAACUGGUGGCUUCGCUCCAAAGUCAUCAACCUCCACGGCUGGGUGAAUUGCUGCUACAUAAUGCAGACGUGGUGUCAUUUCCACCACAAGAUGGAUUGCCCUCCAAUAUCCAUACAAUUUUAAUUUUUGGAUGUGACAAACUGAAGUCACUUGCGAAACAGGGAUGGCCGUCAAAUUUGAAAUCGCUUCGUAUUGAAAGUUGCAAAAACCUGUUGGUGGACGUAGAUUCAUUUCCGGAGGAAGGGCAACUUCCCACAACUCUGACUCGUCUUAAGCUUGUAUAUGUUGAAAAGCUUAAAUCAUUAAAUGGAAAGGCUCUUCGAGACCUGGUCUGCCUUGAACGACUCAGCAUUAAACAUUGCCAUCAGCUGCUGCGCUUGCCAGAAGAAAGGCUACCCGAUUCUCUUUCUCGGUUGACCAUCACAAGCUCUAUUGGUCGGCUAGCCUACAGGUGCAAGAGAGAUACAGGGGAAGAUUGGCCAAAAAUUGCUCACAUCCCUCGCAUCAAAGUUGUUAAACUUCCUUGAUUCAAGAUUCGGAUGAAGAGUAGUUUUAAUGAACAUGUCCCUCUUUAGUUCUCUCUACUGCAGUUACAAUGCCGGAAGCAGAAGUGCUGUGAUUCACCAUAGAGGAUUCGGCACUGCCAAACUUUUGGGUUUUCCUAUUCAGUUGUAGCUCUUCUUGCAUUUCAAUGUUCAGGUAACUUUGCAUGCUCUCUUUAACUCUCUCAAACUACUUUUCAGAUUUGAAUCCUUAAUACAUGAAUCUAUGAAGCUUCAUUUGUGAUUUUAACGCAUGCAGACUAAUCUCAUGAAAAUGACACAAUGUUGCAUAAGUGAAAAGGAAAUUUUAGAAGAUAAGUACAAAAGCUUCAUAGCAUCCGAAAUUUUUCUUCAAAACAUGCUCUUUUUGGAUAAAAGGUUAAAUUAGUUUCCACAAUUUUGGUACACGGAUGCCUCGUACAGUAGCGCUUGGAUCCUAGAAACUAAUAAAUCCAAUAAUUUGAAAGAUAAAGAGAAUACCAUGCAU
Messenger RNA from Ziziphus jujuba (common jujube), 2299 nucleotides. RefSeq names its product putative disease resistance RPP13-like protein 1. The coding region runs from base 67 to 1797 and encodes 576 amino acids. NCBI's taxonomy places the organism in Eukaryota, Viridiplantae, Streptophyta, Magnoliopsida, Rosales, Rhamnaceae. The transcript has 3 exons. The record is from RefSeq and is a predicted model, not a curated record.